Messenger RNA from Lates calcarifer (barramundi perch), 1893 nucleotides. RefSeq names its product coactivator-associated arginine methyltransferase 1, like (gene carm1l). The transcript is spliced from 15 exons. Gene Ontology annotation, molecular function: protein-arginine N-methyltransferase activity. NCBI's taxonomy places the organism in Eukaryota, Metazoa, Chordata, Actinopteri, Centropomidae. The record is from RefSeq and is a predicted model, not a curated record. The coding region runs from base 21 to 1514 and encodes 497 amino acids. Gene Ontology annotation, biological process: peptidyl-arginine methylation.
GCUUGCUUUCACACAGAAGAAUGGAGGAGAGAAGUGAAGAAUCAUUGACUUUCUCUGUUAGGGUCUUCACUCUGCAGGAGGAGGUGAUGGCUGAGGAGGAGCACAUGGAGACACAUAAGAAGGAGGUGCAGGUCCAGGAGGAGGUACGCAGAGAGCAACAAGUCAGUGUGUGCAGACAGGGAGCUGAGCAAGAGCUCACUCUGCUCCUCACCACAGGACUGGAGGCUCAGCAGCUCACUGUGCAGGAUGGCAACAGAGCAUCGGUCUUCCAGUUUACUGUUUCCAAAGAGAUGGAUUGUUGCCAGGUUGGAGGUCAAUCUUUCCUGCUCUCCAUCGACAAGCUGAGUCUUCUGCUGCAGUUCAAAAGUCCAGCUGAUAUGAAGAACUUCCAGCAGUUAUUGAAAAGAGGGAAUGAUGAAGAGAUCAUGAAAGUUUGCACAGAAAAAGAUAUGAGAGGAAGUGAGGAUGCAGAGAGCCAAGCACUUUCUACAACACAUCUCCCUACACAGGGCUAUCAAUUCCACAGCUGUCUUUCCCAGCAGAGGAGCUUGCUUCAGGACUACCUUAGGACAACCACCUAUCAGAGAGCCAUAUUAGUCAAUGAGACUGACUUCAAAGACAAGGUGGUUCUGGAUGUGUGUUGUGGUUCUGGUAUUCUGUCUUUCUUUGCUGUCCAGGCUGGAGCUACCAGAGUUUAUGCUGUUGAGUCCAGCCCCAUGGCCAAGUAUACAAAGAUCCUGGUCCAGAGUAACAGUCUGUCUGAGCGGAUCAGGGUCCUAGAGGGGGAGGUGGAGGAUGUCAGCUGUCCUGACAUGGUGGAUAUCAUUAUCUCUGAGCCAAUAGGUUACAUGCUGCUCAAUGAGAGACUCAUGGAGAGCUUCCUGUAUGCCAAGAAAUGGCUCAAACCCAAUGGUCUGAUGUUUCCCUCCUGUGGUGAUAUUCAUCUGGCUCCUUUCAGUGAUGAGCAGCUCUACUUUGAACACUAUGCACAAGCCAGUUUUUGGCAGCAGAGAAGCUUCUAUGGUGUUAACCUGAGUGCUCUUCACAGUGCUGCAGUGGACGAGUUUUUCAGACAACCUAUAGUGGACACAUUUGAUGUGCAGAUCCUGAUGGCCAGGUCCGUCAAGCACUGCAUCAACUUCAUGGAGGCUAAAGAAGAGGAUUUGCACAGAAUGGAGAUUCCCUUUGUGUUUACACUGCUGCAGUCUGGCCUGGUUCAUGGACUUGCCUUCUGGUUUGAUGUGGCUUAUCUGGGAUCCAAGUCAGCAGUGUGGCUCUCCACAGCUCCCACUGAGCCUCUGACCCGCUGGUAUCAAGUCAGAUGUUUGUUUCAGACGCCACUCUUUGCCAAGCUGGGACAAACUCUGUCUGGGACUGUUCUACUGGUUGCUAACAACAGGCAGAGCUAUGACAUCCACAUCACAGCCACAGUUGACCAAUCAGGUUUCAGAUCUGGAAACAUCCUGGACCUCAAGAACCCCUUUUUCAGAAUGCCAUCCUGGUUCCACAACUAGGGACCUCCAGAACAUUGGUAGGUUCCCAGUGAUCCAGGCUGGUGGCCUUUCAGGAUGCUAGAGGAACCGGAUUAGGAAUCAUCAUGUCACACAGCUACACACCUGAGCUCCCACUUAUUUUUGUUGUCGUCUAUACAUUUUGUCAACAAACAUUGGUGCUGAAUGUAAAGCCAAACUUAAAGUUGAAUUUGCGGUCCAUGUCACCUUUAAAGAAAUCUACAAUUUAAUAGAAACAUCAUACAGAUAUUGUGUCUGUAUACAGCAUACUAUACACAUAUAUAUAUAUACACAAAUACAUGCAUGUUCUUAAUUUGCUGUAAUAAAAUGUUUCCUCACAAACUGGAAUUUAUCUACUCUUGAAUAUAGAUUGAAUAUAGUA